This is a messenger RNA of Penicillium cinerascens, 1233 nucleotides long. Its product is annotated as dolichyl-phosphate beta-glucosyltransferase. The record is from RefSeq and is a predicted model, not a curated record. The transcript is spliced from 3 exons. The coding region runs from base 1 to 1233 and encodes 410 amino acids. NCBI's taxonomy places the organism in Eukaryota, Fungi, Ascomycota, Eurotiomycetes, Eurotiales, Aspergillaceae. Gene Ontology annotation, cellular component: endoplasmic reticulum membrane.
AUGGCUGAUUCCUGGGGCGUCGUUUGUCGCCAAUGUGUCGCUAUCAUCGCUGACGUUCCCACUUCGGUCCUACUUGCCACUGUGCUCGCUACUGUUCUGGGACUAUUCGUCCUGUUCUACCUCUUUCUAUCCCUUGUCGCACCUGUACCGCGCGAGUCUCUACCUGAAGAAAAAGAGUACACGACGCUCUUGAAAGAUGGAACCAUUGCAGACCCCCAGCCACUCCCCUGCUGGUUUGAUGCCCUGAAGGCCGCAAGGCAUGCCGGCAAAACUGCUGACAUCGAACCAGCGGAGCUGUUCAUGUCCGUAGUCGUCCCUGCCUACAACGAAGAAGACCGGCUUGCAGGCAUGCUGGAAGAAGCAGUCAACUACCUUGAACACAUGUACGGGACACUAGGAACCGAGAACGAAGGUGCAGCAAUUGAAACUCGAUCUAUGCGGAAGCGCAAGCCCAACGGAAACACAACAAACGGUCACGCCACGGGCUCGCAAUCGGCCCGAGGGUGGGAAAUCAUUAUUGUUUCGGAUGGGUCCACAGAUCGCACGGAAGAGGUGGCCUUUAGAUUUGCGAAAGAGCAUCAGCUAUCUUUGCACCCGAAGGGCCACGCCGGGCCCUGGACCCCUCAGGCCCACGAGGGCGUGCAUAUCCCGCCGGGAACUAUUCGUUUCGUGACUCUGACUCACAACCGCGGUAAAGGUGGUGCAGUCACACAUGGCUUGCGCCAUGUUCGGGGUCAGUAUGUGGUGUUUGCGGAUGCCGAUGGGGCGAGCAAGUUUGAUGAUCUCGGUAAACUUGUCACCGCGUGUCAGGGGAUCGAAGAUGCCGAUGGGCGUGGGGUGGCUGUUGGAUCUCGGGCGCACAUGGUUGGCAGUGAGGCUGUGGUGAAGCGGUCCAAGCUGCGCAAUUUCCUGAUGCACUCGUUCCACCUGAUCCUGAGGCUGAUGACGCCGCCCAGGACUGCCACUGUCAAGGACACGCAGUGCGGGUUCAAGCUGUUCUCUCGCGCGACAUUGCCUUACAUCGUACCAUACAUGCAUUCCGAAGGCUGGAUCUUUGAUGUCGAGAUGCUCAUGCUGGCGGAGUUUGCCAGCAUCCCCGUGGCCGAGGUGCCGGUGGGGUGGAGGGAGGUCUUGGGAAGUAAAUUGAACGUCAUGCGUGAUAGCAUCGGCAUGGCCUGGGGACUGGCCGUCCUGCGGGCGGCUUGGUCGCUGGGCAUCUAUAGACAGCGGUGA